This is a messenger RNA of Camelina sativa (false flax), 767 nucleotides long. The record is from RefSeq and is a predicted model, not a curated record. Lineage: Eukaryota; Viridiplantae; Streptophyta; Magnoliopsida; Brassicales; Brassicaceae.
UUUACCAAUUUGAGAGUAAGCCACAAAAACCAAAGUUUUGGUAUGAUGUUUGCAGGUCACCUGUGACCAAUGUCAUUGCAAGAUACAUGAUUUACGUUAAAGUCAUGGACAAUACUGGAGAGUCCAAAUUCCUAUUAUUUGACAGCAUUGCUUCUGAGGUUAUUGGAGAAUCUGCAGCUGCUAUUCUUGGUGGUUCAUUGGAUGAGAUCACAAAUCCUGAAGAUUUGUCUGACGCUAUCAAGAACGUCAUUGGGAAAACAUUUGUUUUCCUGGUUUGUGUGGAACGAGAAAACAUUUGGGAUGGAAAGGAUUCCUACAUGGUAACCAAAAUCCUUCCCAAAGACGGACUUUUAGCCGAGCAAAUCACUGAGGAAUCAAAUGAAAUUGUGAACCCAUCUUCAAUUAUCUCCGGUGAUCAGGCACACCUUGCUUUGACUUAUAGUCAGGAGACUUCUGAAUCAACUACUCCCUCCUCUAAACGUGUCUACACAUCCAAUUCUGAUACACCUGGACAAUCAUCCUCUUCAAAGAAGGUGUGUGCUGAAUCCAAUGUAGUAGGAGGCCCAAUCAAGAAGUUUGAUUUAAAGGUGUCAACACUUGAGUUUGGAGAGAAGGAAAUGGAAGAGGGUAUUGAGGCUUCUAAGACUAUGGAGACCCCUAUGUGCAAGAUGAAAGAUACUAAUGUUGGAAAGGUGGUUGACAUCAAGGGGGUUCAAAUCAAGGGGGUUCAAAUCAAGGUUGAAAAGAAGUAAGACCAACAAGUUGUC